Messenger RNA from Miscanthus lutarioriparius, 198 nucleotides. The record is from the annotation of a GenBank genome assembly. NCBI's taxonomy places the organism in Eukaryota, Viridiplantae, Streptophyta, Magnoliopsida, Poales, Poaceae.
AUGAGGGAUGUCCUGAGCUCCUGGCUCUUAGACCGGCUCGUCUAUGCUAGUGCCUUCUUCUCAGCCGACUUCUCAUCCCAGCCAUUGGGUGCAUCACUGAGUACCGAGUCAUCGUGCCCCGACAAUAUCCUACGGGACAUCAUCUCACAUCUUCCUAUCAAGGAUGCCGUGUGCACCGCCUUGCUCUUGUUGCGCUGA